AUGGCGCGUAUAAAAGUGUUAAACGUAGCUGAGAAACCAUCCGUUGCAUCAGCAAUAGCAGACAUCCUUAGUAAAGGCAAACAAAACAAAAAAAAAAGUUAUAGCAAAUAUAAUCCUGUUUUUACAUUUGAGUAUAAAAUAAAAAAUGAUACUUGGUAUAUGUAUGUAACAUCAGUAACAGGGCAUUUGACGGAACAAAAAUUUGAUGACAGAUAUAAGAAUUGGAAUAACACAGAUCCUCAAGAAUUAUUUGAUGCGAAAAUUACUAUAUACAUUGAAAAGGAUAAAAAGACAAUUGAAAAUAACUUGAAAAAAUACUCAAAGGAUUGUAACAUGUUAAUAUUGUGGCUAGACUGUGAUAGAGAAGGAGAACAUAUUUGUUUUGAGGUAAUAAAUACAUGUUAUGUAACAAAUAAGAAAUUGAAAAUUCAAAGAGCUCAGUUCUCAGCUGUUACUGAAAAAGAUAUAAUCCAUGCUAUUAAUAAUUUGAAAUAUCCAGAUAGAAAUUUAGCAUACAGUGUAGAUGUAAGAAGAGAAAUCGAUUUAAGAAUGGGUUCUAUUUUUACUAGAUUUAUGACUAUUAGGUAUAUAAAUUUAGUAAAAUCUGAAACAAAUAUUAUUAGUUAUGGGCCUUGCCAGUUCCCUACCUUAGGAUUUGUUGUAAACAGAUAUUUAGAUAUAAAACAUUUUAAAUGUGAAUAUUACUGGUAUAUUAAAAUGCAGUUUUUGUGUGAUAUGGAUGGGAGCAGCACUAUUCAUAGUGAAGAGGACAGUGAUACAACUACUGAUGAGAAUAAAGAAAUAUAUAGUGCAAGAAUGAAAAAGAAUGAGACAAAAAAAAAAAAAAAGAAAACUAACACUGGUGGUAGUAGUUCCACUAAUGUAGUAGAUUUUACUUGGUCAAGAUUGAAAAUGUUUGAUCAUCUAGGUGUAGUUCUUAUUUAUGAAAAGUUAUUAGAAAAUCCUCUAUGUAGAAUUACUAAUAUUUAUGAAAAUGAUACUAAGAAAUAUAAACCAUUACCGUUAAACACAUUGCAGAUGACUAAACUCGUUUCCAAAUUUUUUCAUAUCUCUUCUAAAGAGUGUAUGAGCAUAGCAGAGAAGUUAUACAAUAAAGGAUAUAUUAGUUAUCCUAGAACAGAAACAAAUUAUUUUAUAGAUAGUAUGAAUUUACAUAAAAUAGUCUUAGAAAUGAAAAAGAAUAAUAUUUUUGGUUCCUAUGCCGCUAAGUUAAGUCAAAAUAAUAAUUUUAAACAACCAAGAAAAGGGAAACUAAAUGAUAAGGCACAUCCUCCUAUACAUCCCGUAAAAAAUAUGAACAAAUCAGAAAAAAUAGAUGAAAAAGAAUGGAAAUUAUAUGAAUUCAUCUGUAGACACUUUUUAGCUGUUUGUAGUGAUGAUGCAAUAGGAUACAAUAGUAAGGUUAUAGCAAAUAUAGGGGAAGAACAAUUCUUUUGUAAAGGAUUAAAAAUAGUAAAAAAAAAUUAUUUAGAAGUUUAUAUAUAUGAAAAAUGGAAUGAUAAAAUUAUACCAUCAUUUCAAGUCAAUGAUCAGUUCUAUCCAUACAGUCUCCUAAUAGAAGAGGGAAUAACACAACCACCAAAGUACUUAUCUGAAUAUAAUUUACUAUCCUUAAUGGAUAAAUUUGGUAUUGGGACAGAUGCAACGAUGCAUGAACAUAUAGAGAAUAUACAAAAGAGAAAUUAUGUAAUUAAAAAUUCAAAAAAUUUGUUUAUACCAACAAAUUUAGGCAUCGCAUUAAUAUUAUCCUAUAAAAAAUUUAAAGACAUCGGGGUAGAUUUAACAGAGCCAUCCUUAAGAGCAAAAAUGGAAAAGGAUAUGUCUCUCGUUGCUUCGGGAGUAAAAGAGAAAAAUGAAAUUAUAAGGAAUUACAUUGAUAUAAUGAAAUAUAUUUACCAAGAGAUAUAUAACAGAAUAGACCUGUUAGACCAAAACAUACGUUUUUAUUUAAAUAGCACAGCAGUUACAUGUUAG
Messenger RNA from Plasmodium malariae, 1995 nucleotides. It is a transcript of the gene TOP3, whose product is annotated as DNA topoisomerase 3, putative. Gene Ontology annotation, cellular component: nucleus. Gene Ontology annotation, biological process: DNA topological change. The transcript is spliced from 2 exons. Gene Ontology annotation, molecular function: DNA topoisomerase type I (single strand cut, ATP-independent) activity; DNA binding. Bases 1 to 1995 code for a protein of 664 amino acids. The record is from RefSeq and is a predicted model, not a curated record. NCBI's taxonomy places the organism in Eukaryota, Apicomplexa, Aconoidasida, Haemosporida, Plasmodiidae.